AACACUAAUAUAAAAUGCAAGAAUGGGUUGCUGCUCAAAUAGCGAUGAAGAAAGACCUGUUUUAAAUGUUCUGCAAAACGAAUUUCGGCGUGGACGUAAAGCCGAAGAUUAUCAAAAUCAUGAACUACUCAAGCAAAUUCUAAAACAUAUUUGUGCGACACUGUGCUUGUACAAGCCAUCUAGAUGGGGCUUGAUUCUGGGUAUCCUCCUAGCGUCCAUUUGUAUAUUUCAACUCGUUUACGACUUGGUUGUGGUAUGCGGUUGCCCAGGUUUUGACUGUGGAUUUCUUGAAAAGAAACUUAAAGGCGACAGAUCCAGCAACGCAAGCCUUGGUGCCCCAGAUCGAAAGACAUCGAAUGCCGUAUACACUCUAGCGUCUAUUGGUGGAUCGUUUUCGUAUACGUUGCUAUUAAAAUCGCUAUUGCUCAUGUAUCGCAGACGACGGCAAGGCAACGGACAAGCAAUCAGCCCGUCAGACGCUUUAUUUGAUGAUUUGUCUAACACUCAAGUGAAGUAUAUUUUCCUCUCUCAGAUUACAUUGGCGUCAUUGUUCGUAUCUGCCGUAGUGAUGUUUUACUAUUUAACACGGACACAACCCAGGGACGGAUGGUAUUACUACUUGAUGAUCUUCGGUGUAGCAGCACAGUUCAUGGCGCAAUGGGCAGCUAUUGUUGGAUGUCAUGCAUUUGCUAUUGCAUCCCUUGCUUUAGGAACGUUGGCGAACGAUACUGUGAGGAGGGUAAAAGAAAUAGGGAAAGAAAAGAAACAAGCGAGAGCAGACUAUGGAACUGAUAGUGUUGAAAAGGCUUCAACAUCCGAAGCGAGCAAAAGAGGGGUUGUAGUCGACACAAAAAUUGAUUCAAAGGCUAAAAGCGAAGGAAUAGAGAGUGAAAAGAAACAAGCAAGAGGGUCUGGUAGUCCUGUAGAGAACGAUGCGGACAAAACCAAAGUCGUUGUAGACCCAGCAAUUGUUGAAAAUGUUGCAGAAUCUACAAAUGACUUUGACAUCGCCUUUGAAUAUCACGAAGAGCUAUGUGUCAUCGUAUCUGAUACUGUCGAAGCGUACUGUCUUUGGUUUGUGAUGCACUGGCUUUGUUACGGAGCAACCUGCCUCAUUGGGGUCAUUUAUAUAUCCGAAGAACUAGCGUAUUCCAGUAAUCUCUUAAAACUUGCUUAUAUCAGCGUAUUUUUCGUUACGCAUUUGUAUUUGUUUCUGCUGCCAUGUGUAUGCGCAGCCUGCAUAACAGAUAUGUGUGGAGGAAUCUCUGCCCGUGUGAACAAAACUACAUCUAAAUACUGGCACGAAGAUCACCCAUUCAGGGACCGUGCCAAACUGACGAUGUUUACAACCUACGCAAAAGACAGACAGUGCGUGUUUAAAGUCGGUAGGCUAACAUUCACAUCGACACUGGCCUGGAUUUCACUUCUCCUUGGAUCGACUGGACUACUCUUCCACUUCUUUUAAAGACUAUUAAUUAGUCCGUGAAGUUGGUGGGUGUAUCGUAGCCCCCUGGGAAUUAUCGACGGUGUACAGGGUGUCUAAAAAAAACGCAACCACUUAAAUAUGCAAGACUAAUACAGCUCUAAAGUGCACC
Molecule: messenger RNA, 1595 nt
Organism: Dendronephthya gigantea
Lineage: Eukaryota; Metazoa; Cnidaria; Anthozoa; Malacalcyonacea; Nephtheidae
Exons: 3
Coding region: 23-1465 (480 amino acids)
Source: RefSeq, a predicted model, not a curated record